Molecule: messenger RNA, 2685 nt
Organism: Symbiodinium necroappetens
Lineage: Eukaryota; Dinophyceae; Suessiales; Symbiodiniaceae
Source: the annotation of a GenBank genome assembly
AUGACUGCGAGCCCCCAUCACGCCGAACGCCUGUCGCCGCUGGUGCGGCGCAGCGCCCUGGGCGCCAUCAUCCUGCACAUGGUCGCCGUCGGCCUGACCAUGGGGGUGAUGUUUCCGAUCGCCGGCCUGACGCUGGAGGCGCGCGGCCUGCCGACCUGGGUGAUCGGGCUGAUCGCCGGCAUGCCGGCCGCCGGCAUCCUGGUGCUCGCGCCCCUCGCGCCGCGCCUGGCCGGGCGCUUCGGCGCCUUCACCACCAUGCUGGUCGGCCUGGCCGUCGGCUGCGCGGCCAUCCUGCUGAUGCCGGUUUACGACAGCCUGCCCGCCUGGGCCCUGCUGCGCUUCGUGAUGGGGGCCAGCCUGGGCAUUCCCUGGCUGCUGGGCGAGACCUGGAUCAACGCCCUCAGCCUGGAGCAGAGCCGGGGGCGGGUGGUCGCGCUCUAUGCCGCCGGGCUGUUCCUGGGCUUCGCCGGCGGGCCGAUCUCCCUCGACCUGGUGGGGAUCGAAGGCUUCGCCCCCUUCCUCGUCGCCGCCGGCGCGCUGGUGGCCGCGGCCUUGCCGCUCCUGCCGGUGCGCCGGCUGGCGCCGCCGCUGCCGGCGCAGCCCCGGAUGAAGGUACUGACCGUCGCCCGCCUGGCGCCGACCGUGGCGGCGGCCGGCCUGCUGGCGGGCUUCAGCGAGGCGGCGGCCUACGCCCUGGUGCCGGUCUACGGGCUGCGCGGCGGGCUGAGCGAGAGCGCGUCGCUGGGCCUGCUGACGGCCGUGAUCCUGGGCGGCAUCGUGCUGCAGUACCCGAUCGGCUGGCUGGCCGACCGCAUGGCCCGGCGUCUGCUCCUGGCCGUGCUGGCGCUGCUGGCGGCCUUCGUGGCGCUGCUCUGGCCGCUGGUGCUCGCCUCCUACCCGCUGGCCCUGGCGGUGGGCGUGCUGAUCGGCGGGCUGAUCCUGGCCUACUACUCGAUCGGCCUGACGCUGCUCGGCCAGCGCUUCGCCCUGGAGGACCUGGCCGUCGCCAACGCCGCCUUCGUGAUCUGCUACGAGCUGGGCACGGCGGUCGGGCCGACCCUGGCCGGGGCGGCAAUGGACCUCUGGGACCCGCACGGGCUGCCGGCCAUCCUGUCGCUGGUCUCCCUGCUCUUCGCGCUGCUCGCGCUGUCGCGCUGGCGGCGGGCGGAGGAUGAGCGGCGGGUCCCCGCGGCGCCGGAAGCCGGCCAGCCGGAGACGGGCGAAGCAGAGACGGGCGAAUCGGAGAAGGGCCAGGCCGAGAUCGGCCAGGCGGAGUCCGGUGGGCGCGAGGUCGAUCCCGGCGCCGAGGCGCGCGAGCUGGCCCGGGAGUCGAUCGAGAAGCUGCUGCGCGCCAUGGAGCUGAUGCUCGAUUCGAUCCCCCAGUACGAGGCGCCGGAGAUCACCGAGGAGGGGGACAUCAUCAUCCGCCGCAAGCGCGAGCCCGACGCGCCGCAGGGCGCGCGCCGCCGGGCAUGUCUUGCCGGCAUGAUCCAUAGCCCCUUCGACUUCGACCAGCCGACCCGGCGCGAUCCGCUCGGCGCCUUCGUGCCCGGCCCGCGCUUGGAGCUGGCGCCGCGCGCGCUCGGCCCGCUGAACGGCCUGACCUUCGCCAUCAAGGACGUCUUCGACACCGCCGGACUGGUCACCGGCUGCGGCAACCCCGACUGGGCACGCACCCACGCGCCCGCCACGGCCAACGCGCCGGUGGUCGAUCGCCUGCUGGCCGCCGGCGCGACGGCCGUGGGCAAGACCGUGACCGACGAGCUGGCCUACAGCCUGAACGGCCAGAACGCCCACUACGGCACGCCGACGAACAGCAACGCGCCGGGCCGCAUCCCGGGCGGCUCCGACACCGGCGGGUCCGUGCGGCUGCCGGCCAGCUACUGCGGCAUCUGCGGCCUGCGCACCACCCACGGCCGCAUUCCCCUGGAGGGGAUCAUGCCGCUGGCGCCUUCCUUCGACACCAUCGGCUGGUUCGCCCGCGACCCCGAGACCCUGGCGCGGGCCGGCGGGGUGCUGCUGCGGGCCGACCGGGACACCGGCGAUUUCACCCGCCUGGUGAUCGCCGAGGACGCGCUCGACCUGGCCGAGCCGGCGGCGGCCGCCGCGCUGGCGCCGGAGGUGCGGCGCCUGGCCCACCGCUUCGCGACGGUCGAGCGUGUGCGCGUCGGCGAGCCGGGCGGCGGGUUGGCGGCCUGGGCACAGGUCUUCCGCACGAUCCAGGCCCGCGAGAUCCAGCGGGUGCACGGCGCCUGGCUCGCCGCCACCGACCCGCGGUUCGGUCCCGAGGUGGCCGAGCGCUUCGCCUGGGCGAAGACGGUCACCCAGGCCGCCGCCGCGCAGGCCGAGUGCGCGCGCGCGGACUUCACCGCCCGGCUGGACGCGCUGAUGACGCCGGAGACCCUGCUGCUGCUGCCCUCGGCGCCCGGCAUUGCACCGCUCACCUCCGCCGGCGGGGCGGCGCUGCGCGAGCACCGCGACCGGGUGCUGAGUCUCACCUGUAUCGCCGGGCUGGCCGGGCUGCCGCAGAUCAGCCUGCCGCUCUUGCGGGUGCAGGGCUGCCCGCUGGGCCUGUCCUUGAUCGCGCCGCGCGGGCGCGACCGCGCGCUGUUGACCUUCGCAGCCGAGCUGGCGCCGCAGACCGCGCCCGGUCAGCCGGGCGGGCGGGACCUCGGCCGGGCGUGA